CAUCCAAGUAUAUAAUAUUCCAUGCAAAUAUUUCUCAUCACCCUUUUGAAUUGAGUAUGUAAUUAAGCACCAACAAUGUCAGAAAAAUGUCUGAUGGUGACUUCUUUAGCAAUCCUGGUUUGCCACCCAAGUUCCACCAUUAGAUGUUUCAAGCCAAAGUCAAGUGUCAUUUCCCCAAAAAGAGAGAGAACCCCUCUUCCUCCUCCUCCUCCUCCUCCAAAGAACAAUCAAAAUCCCAAACCCCAAGAGAGUUUUGAUUCCCAUGCAAAAAGGGUUCUUUCUUUUCCAAGGUUCAAAGAGAUUGAGCCAUUAGAAGAGGUCGCCGAAGUGGACGCGAUUUUUCGCGCGGGGUGGAAGCACAAUGUUGGGUACAGAAUCCAAAAAGUUUUUAGGGUGAACUGUGGCGAAGCGGCUUAUAAGAGGUUUGAAGUUUACAGAAACAUUGUGAAGUCAAAGGGGAGAGAGAGCGGCGUAAGAAGGGAUGGAAAUGAGGUCUUGAGGUAUAGGGGCACUGGCAUUACUUGUUUGUUAGGGUUUGAUCGAUUCUCGACCACUUGUAGGAGGAAGAGUUGUGGGGUGUGUAGGACCAUAGGUGGCUGUAUGAACAGUGAAGCAAUGGGGAGGUCGCCGGUGAUGCUUUCCAAGACAAGUUGGAGAGCUCACAGAAGAGUUGAGAGAUGCGGCCAUGGAAACAUGAGAGCGGCGAUUGUGGUUUGCAGAGUGAUUGCAGGUCGCGUUGCUCGCUGCAGCAAUGGCAAUAUAGUGAGUGGGGAAGAAGAAAAAGAUGGCACUUUUGAUUCAGUGGAGUAUAUGGAUGGGUCUGAGAAGCUUAUGGUUUUGGAUUCAAGAGCUAUAUUGCCAUGCUUUGUGGUUUUGUAUGAGAUUCUUUAGUUUCUUUUGAAAUAUGAUCCAUAUCUUAUCUCUUUUGAUUUGUAGGAAACAAAUACCUUUUCUUUUC
This is a messenger RNA of Cuscuta campestris, 958 nucleotides long. The record is from the annotation of a GenBank genome assembly. Lineage: Eukaryota; Viridiplantae; Streptophyta; Magnoliopsida; Solanales; Convolvulaceae.